This is a messenger RNA of Diuraphis noxia (Russian wheat aphid), 429 nucleotides long. RefSeq lists its product as uncharacterized. The record is from RefSeq and is a predicted model, not a curated record. Lineage: Eukaryota; Metazoa; Arthropoda; Insecta; Hemiptera; Aphididae.
AUGGAUGAGUUUUAUGUAGCUGCCCUAGAAAAUCUCGAACGACAAGAAAAUGCUCUAAAUUAUAGAAAAUUAAAUCAUAAAGAAAGGUUUGAUGCUUUUUUAUUACCAGACGAUGUCUUUAUUAAAAAAUUUGGACUCAAUAAAAAUUUAGUGAGAUAUGUUAUAAACAUUCUUACUCCAUUUCUGGUAGAACYGACAAGAAAAUCUGCAUUAGAUAUACAAACUAAAGUAUUUAUAGCUUUAAAUUUUUUCGCGACCGGUUCUUACCAACAUCCCGUUGGAAAUAGUCAUUUGGCAUUUGUUUCCCAGCCAUCUGUUUCGAGAGCAAUUUAUGAAGUAGUAAAUGCUAUGAAUCAACCACAAAUAUUUGAUUACUGGGUAAAAGUUCCAUCAACAUAUGACGAAUUACGACAAACAAGAGAAAAGUAA